Molecule: messenger RNA, 1834 nt
Organism: Haemorhous mexicanus (house finch)
Lineage: Eukaryota; Metazoa; Chordata; Aves; Passeriformes; Fringillidae
Gene: PLEKHA8
Product: pleckstrin homology domain containing A8
Exons: 14
Coding region: 62-1624 (520 amino acids)
Biological process (GO): intermembrane lipid transfer; ceramide transport
Cellular component (GO): membrane; cytosol; cytoplasm
Molecular function (GO): ceramide 1-phosphate transfer activity; ceramide 1-phosphate binding
Source: RefSeq, a predicted model, not a curated record
GGCGGGCGGCGUGACCCCGCCGGGGGGCGGCCGCGCUGGAUGGGGCCGGGGGCCGGCCGGCAUGGAGGGGGUCCUGUACAAGUGGACCAACUACCUGAGCGGCUGGCAGCCUCGGUGGUUCCUUCUCUGUGGUGGCAUCCUGUCCUAUUAUGACUCUCAGGAAGAUGCCUGGAAGGGUUGUAAAGGAAGCAUCCAAAUGGCUGUUUGUGAAAUUCAAGUUCAUCCUGCAGAUAACACACGAAUGGACCUGAUUAUCCCAGGGGAACAGUACUUCUAUCUGAAGGCAAGAAAUGCAGUUGAAAGGCAAAAGUGGCUGGUUGCACUUGGAACUGCCAAAGCCUGUCUGACUGACAGCAGGACACAAAAGGAAAAAGAGUUCACUGAAAACACAGAAGCCUUGAAGACCAAAAUGUCUGAACUUAGACUGUACUGUAACCUCCUUGUUCAGCAAGUGCAUAAAACAAAGGAAGCCAGCAUUUCUGGUGUGUCAGAACCAGAGAGUGAGAUUGAUAUGGGAGCUCUGUUGAAAUCAACCUGUGACACUUUCCUGAAGACUCUUGAAGAAUGUAUGCAGAUUGCAAAUACCGCCUUCACUUCUGAGUUAUUGCAUCAGACCCCACCUGGAUCCCCAAAUUUAGCAAUUCUCAGAACGAGCAAGGUAAAGCACUCUGUCUUGUCCAGUCACACCUCAACAGAAAGGCAGGUGGAAUUGAACCCCUGUGAAAAUGGCUGUGUAAAAGCAGAAGUUAACCAUCAAGAGCAAGCAGUUAUUAAAAGUAUGGAAUGUUUAAACUUGGAAACAAACGUGGGGGCUGGUGGUGUUUAUGUUGAAGAUCAUGUAGCAAAGGAUUUGGCAGACAUUAAAGAUGAUGGAGAGGACAAGCUGCAAGCUGUAGAAGGCUGUGGUGCCCCCAAGAUGCUGCAGUCAGAAACAAAUUCUUCAAGUGGACUGACUCUGUGUGAGGAGGAAAGAAAUGAAAAUGAUUCUCCUACCUUCUUCAGUGUCAUGAGCAAUAGGUUCAGUGACAUUGAGCUUCGGGAGGAAGAGGGCAUACCAACAGAGGAGUUCCUGGAGUCAUGUUAUGCAAUCGUGCCUGUUCUGGACAAGCUGGGACCAACUGUUUUUGCUCCAGUUAAAAUGGAUUUUGUAGGCAACAUCAAGAAAAUAAACCAGAAAUUUAUAACCAACAAAGAAGAGUUUGAUACCCUUCAGAAGAUUGUGCUCCAUGAAGUGAACGCAGGUGUAGCACAAGUUAGAAACUCUGCCACAGAGGCUCUCCUGUGGCUGAAAAGAGGUUUAAAGUUCUUGAAAGGGUUUUUGACAGAAGUGAGGAAUGGAGAAAAGAAUAUCCAAACAGCUCUGAACAAUGCUUAUGGAAAGACAUUACGGCAGCACCAUGGUUGGGUUGUCCGCGGGGUCUUCGCUUUAGCUUUAAGGGCCGCUCCAACGUAUGAAGAUUUUGUGGCAGCUCUGUCUGUUGAUGAGUGCAAUCCUCAGGAAGAAACAUUUUACAAAGGAAUGCAGAGGGACCUCAACAUUUACUUACCAGCCAUGGAAAAGCAGCUGAAUAUCUUGGACACUCUCUAUGAAGUACAUGGUUUGGAGUCAGAUGAGGUGGUAUAACUACAGCAAGACCACAUCUUAAAAAUUCAGGGACUGUGUCUGUUAACAAAGAUUCCUUCCAUUUUGGUUUUGAGACAUCAUUUCUGAUCAUUGUAUCUUUUCAGGUGGGAAAGGUGUUGAGUGUUUUGGGGGAAGGGUAUGUGUGAUUUUUAUAUUUUCAUUUUGCUUGUGUUGCAUUUAAAUGCAGACGUAAUGUCUCUCUUUGGAUGA